AUGGACAUGGAGAACAGCCUGCUCACGCGGCUCGCGGCCAAUGGCCCCACGCUCAGCGACGCGCCCAUGCUGCUGAUGGCGCUGGUGGUGGUGCUGGCGCUCUCGGGCGUCCUCACGCGCAAGCUGUCCAACAUCGGGCUCUCGACGCUCGUGACGGAGGUGCCGACCAACCUGUCCAUCCCCGUGUCCGUGCUCACCGUGGAGGGCCGCAUGACCAAGGAGGACUACGUGGGGCGCCUGCGCGCGCGCCUGCUGCACGACGCCUUCUUCCAGCGCUGGCGCAGCGUCGUGCGCGGCGACUACCAGACGGGCGUCUACAAGUACGUGGAGCUGCCCGACUACGACGUGGCGCAGAACGUGGUGGAGCACACGGUCGAGGAGGGCGAGACCACCAUGUCGUACGUCGAGUCGGCGCUGGUCAACUCGCCGCUGGACUUCGACAAGCCGCUCUGGGAGAUGCACGUGAUCCACGACCCCAAGGGCAACCCGGGCGUCACGAGCGUCGGCUGGAAGGUGCACCACUGCCUGGGCGACGGCGCGUCGCUGGCCACGGCCAUGGCCAAGCUCAGCGACCAGAGCGAGCUGUUCGACGCCAUGCUGGAGAAGCGCGCGCAGGCCAAGAAGAACCCCAAGGCCAAGAAGCCCAGCAAGCCCCUGUCUCAGACGUUCAAGGACAUCCUGAUCUUCCUGUACGUGUGCAUCUGGUCCCUGUACGUGAUCUCCUCGCACAUGCUGGCGCUAGUGUUCCGCCGCGAGCCGGCCACGGUCUUCAAGCGCCCCGGAGGCAAGCACAAGCGCCUGUCCUACAACAUGAUCUACUCGGUCAAGACCACCAAGGCAGUGGGCAAGCACUUCCGCGCUACGGUGAACGACGUGAUGCUCAACGUGGUGGCCGGCGCCAUGCGCAAGACGAUGCUGGCUGUGGGCGACUCGGUGGCUCCGACGCUCAAGGUGCGCUGCGCCAUCCCCGUGGACAUGCGCUCCGCCACGGAGGUCAUCCGCCACACGAGCAACCGCUUCUCGUCGCUGGUGAUCGACCUCCCAGUGGGCAUUGAGGACUCGGCCGAGCGUCUGCACAAGGUCACGGGUGCCAUGAACGAGGCCAAGAACUCGCUGGAGAAGUUCUUCGUCUACUGGUCGAGCCACGUGGUGUCCAUGCUCCCGGCGCCGCUCAUGCGUGCGAUCGUGCACUUCACCACUGACCGCAUCUCCGUGGCCGUCACCAACGUCCGUGCGAGCGUGGUGGAAAUGAGCUUGUGCAAGAGCCAGGUGUCGGGCUUCUACGGCUUCGUGCCCCCGCCGCCGUACGUGAACCUUGGAGUGGCCAUCCUGUCCAUGGGCGACAAUCUCGGCCUGAACGUGCUUGUGGACCCGUGCGUCGGCGUCAACGCCAAGCAAUUCUUGGAGUUCGCGAAGGAAGAGUUCACUGCGCUCCAGGAAUCUGUGGCCGCGUUGGAGGCCAAUGCUGGAGAAGACAAGAAGACCAAGUAA
This is a messenger RNA of Phytophthora sojae, 1491 nucleotides long. RefSeq lists its product as hypothetical. Lineage: Eukaryota; Oomycota; Peronosporomycetes; Peronosporales; Peronosporaceae. The record is from RefSeq and is a predicted model, not a curated record. Gene Ontology annotation, molecular function: long-chain-alcohol O-fatty-acyltransferase activity; diacylglycerol O-acyltransferase activity. The coding region runs from base 1 to 1491 and encodes 496 amino acids. Gene Ontology annotation, biological process: triglyceride biosynthetic process. Gene Ontology annotation, cellular component: plasma membrane. The transcript has 2 exons.